This is a messenger RNA of Cynara cardunculus var. scolymus (artichoke), 6210 nucleotides long. RefSeq names its product protein CHROMATIN REMODELING 5-like. The transcript has 31 exons. Lineage: Eukaryota; Viridiplantae; Streptophyta; Magnoliopsida; Asterales; Asteraceae. The record is from RefSeq and is a predicted model, not a curated record. Gene Ontology annotation, cellular component: chromatin; nucleus. Gene Ontology annotation, biological process: nucleosome organization; regulation of transcription by RNA polymerase II. Gene Ontology annotation, molecular function: histone binding; ATP-dependent chromatin remodeler activity; chromatin binding. The coding region runs from base 831 to 5858 and encodes 1675 amino acids.
CCCUCUCUAUAGACAUCAUCAACCGGCGAAUCCAGUCGCCGCCGUCGUUAAAUUCCGUCGUCUAAUCCUACACCUCUCGCGCACUUUAGUGUCCUUUGAUACAUACACAAAGCUUCUCUUAUACUUUCUUUUUUGUCUUCUGUGUCAAGAAAUCAUUCGUCGUCGGCGAGUGUUUCUCCUCCGAGAAGGUCUUUUCUCCGACGCCUUCCCGAUUGCUAACGUGCGCGGUCUUUUGUCGUCUUCUUUUCUGUCCCUAUACAGACGCACAUAAUAUAUAUAUAUAUAUGUAUGUAUAGAUGUACAUAUGUCUGUGGGGCCUUACUUCUAACGGUGAGUCUUCUCAAUGAAUUUUAAUACCGUUUAGGAGUCAGUCACUCUCGUAAUCGUUAAAUUGUGUUUUCUGGUUGGAAUUCAUGACCUAAUAUACUGUUUUUCGUUCUUGAUUUAGGAAUACCUGUCCUCUUCUAGGUUUUUGAUGCUAUAUGCACGUAGAGUAUCCGAUCCAUUGUUUGCACUGCCAACCGAUUGGAUUUAGUUGUUUUUGGAUUUCGUUUUGUCUUGAUGUCCAUUCAGGUUAGGUUUUGAUUCUUUUGUUUCCUUUUAGGCAUUUCACUUGAAAAUUGAAGCUUCUCUGAUUAAAAUUUAUUGGAUGUUUGAGUGUCAGUUGAGAUAUAGAAUUGAAGUUUGAGUUUGUUUUUAUUGGUUGACGAUUGAUAAUAGACUAUAUUUAUUUUGCGUGUUUGAUUGUGUUAAGAGGAUUAUGAAAGAAGGCGGGAAAUUUAUAUGAAGCACUGGACACGGAGUUACUGAGGUUUUAGGUGACAGGGAGAAUGGCCUUUUUUAGAAACUACACAAAUGGAACAGUCUCAGAGGAUGUUUUAAAUGACAAGAGCCAACAUGGAAGCAUUGAUAGAGCUGACAACAAUGUAGGCAAUGAUGACUUGGAUGCAACUUCAAGUUUGGAUAAAGAGUUUGAAACAAAGAUGGAGGAUCAACAGUAUGGGAGUGAUGGUGAACCAUAUGCUGUGAGUAGGUUGCAAGACGAUCCGGCAGCAGGGGAUGAUGGUGGUUUAUCAAAUUUACAAGCUUCUACUACGAAAAAGGCAGCUGGGAGAUGGGGCUCAACUUUUUGGAAGGACUGUCAACCCAUGCAUCAAAAACGUGGGUCUGAGUCCAUGCAGGAAUCAAAGAGCAGUUCUGGGUAUAAAAAUGAAGAAGGGUCUGAAAAUGACUUGUCAGAAGUGGACAAAGCACAUAAAGGUCAAAAUGUGGAUGAGAUGCUGUCUGAUGAUUACUACGAGCAGGAGGAAGAUGAUCAAGCUUCUACUAACAACUUCAUGCCUGAGAAGAAGUCAAAAGCUUCAUAUGGUGGUGAAUAUGAAGACGAUGAUGCCUAUUUCGAGGAUGAGGAAGAUGAUGUAGAUGAAGAUGACCCUGAUGAUGUAGAUUUUGAUCCAGACUUGGGCACUACAACUGUUGGAAGAGGGAACAAGGAACACGAUGAAGACUGGGAAGGUGGAGACUUAGAUGAAGUUGAUAACUCUGAUGAUGAUGAAUUAGACAUAUCGGAUGGUGAUGAUGAUGAUUUUUAUAAGAAACCAAGGGGCAUGCAAAGGCGGAAGGGUGGGCGUAGUAGUGUAAAGUCUAGUAGUGAACCUAAACUAUCUACAUUUUCCAAUCGGAGGAAAAGAGGUAGAACAUCAUUCGAGGAGGAAUACUCAUCAGCAAAUGAUUCAGAGGAUGAUGACGAAGAGGGCUUCAAAAGUACAGGAAGGAGAAGCGGACAUAUCCGAAAAAAAGCUGGUGGUCGAUCUAUUCCUACAAAAGGUCCUGGAAGCAACAAUGAAGUUCGAACUUCAACUCGAUCUGUGCGCAAAGUAUCGUAUGCUGAAAGUGAAGAAAGUGAAGAACAUGAUGAAGAUAUUAAGAGAAAGAGGCAAAAGGAGGAAACUGAGGAGGAAGAUGGUGACUCUAUUGAGAAGGUGCUCUGGUAUCAGCCAAAGGGAAUGGCUGAAGAAGCUGUACGGAACAACAAAUCAACAGAGCCUCUAUUGUUGAGUCAUUUAUUCCACUCAGAACCAGAUUGGAAUGAGACUGAAUUUUUUAUCAAAUGGAAAGGCCAGUCACAUUUACAUUGUCAAUGGAAAUCAUUUUCUGAGUUGCAAACAUUGAGUGGCUUUAAGAAGGUUCUGAAUUACACCAAAAAAGUGAUGGAGGAUAUCAAGUACAGAAGAACAGUCUCUCGUGAGGAGAUUGAGGUCAUUGAUGUGAGUAAGGAGAUGGAUUUGGAUCUUAUCAAGCAGAAUUGUCAGGUUGAGAGGAUAAUUGCAGAUAGAAUCAGCAAAGACGGUUCGGGAAUACCAGAGUAUUUGGUUAAAUGGCAAGGACUCUCCUAUGCUGAAGCAACAUGGGAGAAGUUUGUUGAUAUUGCUUUUGCCCAGGCAGCGAUUGAUGAAUAUAAGGCUCGUGAAGUUGCCCUGACAGCUGUACAGGUUAAAUUGGUAGACUUCCAGCGAAGGAAGAGUAAAGCAAGUUUGAGAAAGCUCGAGGAACAGCCUGAGUGGUUAAAAGGCGGUAAACUUAGAGAUUAUCAGCUUGAGGGCCUAAAUUUUCUUGUUAACAGUUGGAGAAAUGAUACAAAUGUUAUACUAGCUGAUGAAAUGGGCCUUGGGAAGACUGUUCAGUCAGUGUCUAUGCUUGGUUUUCUGCAGAAUGCUCAACAAAUUCAUGGCCCAUUUCUUGUUGUUGUGCCUCUAUCAACUUUGUCAAAUUGGGCUAAGGAAUUCAGGAAGUGGCUUCCUGAGAUGAACGUGAUCAUAUAUGUUGGAACUCGUGCAAGCCGAGAGGUUUGUCAGCAGUAUGAAUUUUUCUCUGAUAAGAAGACUGGCAAGGGUACAAAAUUUGAUGCUCUGUUGACUACAUAUGAAGUUUUAUUGAAGGAUAAGACUGUGCUUUCAAAAAUUAAGUGGAACUAUCUUAUGGUUGAUGAAGCACAUAGAUUAAAGAACAGUGAAGCUUCAUUGUAUACAACACUUAAGGAAUUCAGCACCAAAAACAAGCUUCUUAUUACUGGAACUCCCCUGCAGAACAGCGUGGAAGAACUAUGGGCCUUGCUUCACUUUCUUGAUUCGGAUAAGUUCAAGAGCAAGGAUGAGUUUGUUCAGAAUUACAAGAACCUUGGCUCGUUUAACGAAAUUGAGCUUGCUAAUCUUCAUAUGGAGUUGAGGCCACACAUUCUCAGAAGAGUCAUUAAGGAUGUGGAGAAGUCUUUGCCCCCAAAGAUUGAACGAGUUCUCAGGGUUGAGAUGUCUCCUCUACAGAAACAGUAUUACAAGUGGAUUUUGGAACGCAACUUUCACGACUUGAACAAAGGUGUACGUGGAAAUCAGGUUUCCCUUUUGAACAUUGUGGUUGAGUUGAAGAAAUGUUGCAAUCAUCCAUUCCUCUUUGAGAGUGCAGACCAUGGUUAUGGUGGAGACUCUAGUACUACAGGCAGCAGUAAACUGGAAAGGAUCAUUCUUAGCAGUGGAAAGCUUGUUAUCCUUGACAAGCUUCUUGACAGAUUGCAUGAGACGAAACACCGGGUUUUAAUAUUUUCACAGAUGGUCAGGAUGUUGGACAUCCUGGCAGAAUACUUGUCAUUCAAAGGGUUCAAGUAUCAGAGGCUUGAUGGGAGUACAAAAGCUGAGGUGCGCCACCAGGCUAUGGACCAUUUCAAUGCACCUGGUAGUGAUGAUUUCUGUUUCCUUCUUUCCACUCGUGCUGGUGGUUUAGGUAUCAAUCUUGCUACAGCAGAUACUGUCAUCAUAUUUGAUUCAGACUGGAAUCCUCAAAAUGAUCUGCAGGCAAUGAGCAGAGCUCAUCGGAUUGGUCAACAAGAAGUUGUUAAUAUUUAUAGAUUCGUGACAAGCAAAAGUGUUGAGGAAGACAUCUUGGAACGUGCUAAAAAGAAAAUGGUACUUGACCAUUUGGUCAUUCAGAAGCUAAAUGCUGAGGGAAGACUGGAGAAGAAAGAAGCUAAAAAAGCUAGUACAUUUGACAAGAAUGAGCUAUCAGCUAUUUUGAGGUUUGGAGCAGAGGAAUUGUUUAAAGAAGAGAAAAAUGAUGAAGAAAACAAAAAGAGGCUUUUAAGCAUGGACAUUGAUGAAAUUCUUGAAAGAGCAGAGAAGGUCGAACAGAAGGGACCCGAGGAAGAACAAGGGCAUGAAUUACUGAGUGCAUUUAAGGUUGCUAAUUUUUGCUCUGCUGAAGAUGAUGGAAGUUUUUGGAGUCGAUGGAUAAAACCUGAUGCAGUUUCGCAGGCUGAGGAAGCUUUAGCCCCUCGAGCUGCAAGAAGCAGCAAGAGUUAUGCUGAGGCCAUCCCAUCUGAAAGGGUCAACAUGAGGAAAAAGAAGGGUGUUGAAUCUCAGGACAGAGCCAUAAAGCGCCGAAAUGCUGACUAUUCUGGUUAUUUGCCCCCACCACUUGAGGGAGCUUCUGCACAAGUAAGAGGGUGGUCAUAUGGGAGCUUGCCUAAGAGAGAUGCUACUCGUUUUUUCCGUGCGGUCAAGAAGUUUGGUAAUGAUAGCCAAAUUAGCUUAAUUGCAGCUGAAGUGGGUGGGUCUGUUGAAGCUGCUCCUGUAGAAGCUCAAAUUGAGCUCUUUGAUUCAUUGAUAGAGGGUUGCAGAGAAGCUGUUAAUGUAGGAAGCCUAGACCCAAAGGGACCUCUGUUGGAUUUUUUUGGUGUUCCAGUGAAGGCUGAUGAUCUGUUAAGCCGUGUUGAAGAACUUCAGCUUCUGUCGAAGCGCAUUAGCCGCUACAAUGAUCCAAUCUCACAGUUUCAGGCUUUGAUGUACCUUAAACCUGCAACUUGGUCUAAAGGUUGUGGGUGGAACCAGAAGGAUGAUGCAAGAUUGCUAUUGGGGAUUCACUAUCAUGGAUUUGGAAACUGGGAAAAGAUUAGAUUAGAUGAAAAACUUGGCCUUUUGAAAAAGAUUGCUCCGGUGGAACUUCAGCAUCAUGAAACUUUCCUACCACGAGCUCCGCAGUUAAAAGAAAGAGCUUCUCAACUUCUUGAAAUGGAACUUGUUGCUGUUGGUGGGAAGAUUUCAGGGGCCAAAGGUGGUCGAAAGGGUUCUAAAAAGCAGAAAGACCAUCUUCUUCCCAACAUCCCAGUUGCUCAAAACAAAGGCGGCAGACAAUGGAAAGGGGGAUCUCCCGACCUCCUAAAAGUCCCAAGGAGUAGGUUGAAGUCAACACGUGCCCAGAAGAAGAACGAACCUUUGGUUAAAGAGGAAGGCGAGAUGUCAGAUACGGAAGAAGUGUAUGAACAGUUCAAGGAAGUGAAAUGGAUGGAAUGGUGUGAAGAUGUCCUGAUUGAGGAAAGAAAGACACUCGAGCGUCUUCACAGGUUGCAAACUACUAGUGCUGAUCUUCCUAAAGAAAAGGUGCUUUCAAGAAUUAGAAACUAUCUGCAGCUUCUUGGGCGAAGGAUUGAUCAAAUUGUUAUUGACCAUGAGGAGGAUCCAUGUAAACAAGAAAGGAUGACAACCCGACUCUGGAACUAUGUCUCCACAUUCUCAAAUUUGUCAGGAGGCAAACUUCACCAGAUCUAUUCGAAACUGAAACAGGAGGGAAGUUCUUCCCACAUAAACACGAGAGGUGAGAGUCGAAUACUUAACAAGGGUGGUCUUGACACAGCAAAAUUCGAAGCAUGGAAAAGGAGGCGGCGAUCUGAAGGGGAGUUCCAUAGACCUUCCAAUAAUGGUAAUGGUACGGUUAUACCUGAUCCAAGUUCAGGUAUUCUUGGUCCACCGCCAUCUGAUUCAAACCGGCAGCGCCACCACCCUGGUUUUGGUCCAAGACCGGGUGUCAAGUAGAUUCAAAUAUAUUCUCUGGAUUUUUGCGAUCAGGGAAUGAUUUUUUUGCAGAUUCAUUUAGUUGUGACUGAAGCCGCGAAGCAUCUUCAGAAUGCAUUCAUAAGCAGUGUGAAAACUUUGCUUGAGAUGAAAACCUAAAGGACAAAGAGCAUAGGAUGGAAGUCUGUGUUUUUUGUUUGUUUCUUUAAAUAUAAAUGGAGGGAAGUUGGUUAAUUUUGUAUAUAAUGAAUGGUGGGGUAGUUGAAGGAUUUUAGAGAGCCCAUUUGAGAUAUAGGUCUAUGUAUUGCUCAUACCAAAUUGUACACUAUCUGGUUUUGAAAUCAUAGUAUUUUGCUAUGCUGACCUACUACUA